AUGGGGGAUGAUAAUGAUACAGACAUAACAGAGUUUAUUUUACUGGGGUUCUCGGGUUAUGGCUUUCUUCAGGGCCAUCUGUUCUGGGGUGUGCUGUGUAUCUAUGUUGUUACCUUGCUGGGCAACUCUCUGAUCGUCCUCCUUACGCUGGCGGACUCUGCGCUCCACUCUCCCAUGUACUUCUUCCUGCGUCACUUCUCUGUGGUGGAGAUCCUCUACACCACUACCAUUGUGCCUCGGAUGUUGGCUGACCUCCGGUCUUCCUGCCCCACCAUCCCUCUUGCCAGCUGCUUCACUCAGUUAUAUUUCUUUGCCCUUUUUGGCAUUGCUGAAUGCUGCUUGCUUACUGCCAUGGCCUAUGACCGGUAUGCUGCCAUCUGCUGUCCACUGCAUUAUACUACCCUGAUGAGCCAGGGAACCUAUACAGGCUUGGUGGGGGCCUCUUAUCUUGCAGGUGUCAUCUCAGGCACUACUCACUCCAUCUUCAUCUUCACGUUGCCUUUCCGUGGGGCCAAAACCAUCCAUCACUUCCUGUGUGAUAUCCUGCCUGUGCUGAGACUGGCUACUGCAAGCACUUUCUGGGGUGAAGUGGGGAACCUCUUUGUCACAAUAACUUUUAUCUUUGCCCCCUUCUUAUUGAUUGUGGCCUCUUAUGCCUGUAUUCUUGCCACCAUCCUUGGGGUGGCAACAUCCCAGGGUCGUCAAAAGCUCUUUUCUACGUGCUCCUCCCACUUGUUUGUGGUCAUACUCUUUUUUGGGACUGGGACUGUUGCCUAUAUGAGGCCUCAGGCUGAUUCCUUUGGGGACACUGACCAAAUUAUCACCCUGUUCUACACAGUUGUCACCCCCAUGUGCAACCCUUUUGUUUACACUCUGAGGAACAAGGAGGUCACAGGGGCCAUGAGGCGGCUCGUGAAGAGAUACUUUUAG
Messenger RNA from Mus musculus (house mouse), 930 nucleotides. RefSeq names its product olfactory receptor family 10 subfamily P member 21 (gene Or10p21). Lineage: Eukaryota; Metazoa; Chordata; Mammalia; Rodentia; Muridae. Gene Ontology annotation, biological process: detection of chemical stimulus involved in sensory perception of smell; signal transduction; G protein-coupled receptor signaling pathway. The transcript has a single exon. The record is from RefSeq and is marked provisional. Gene Ontology annotation, cellular component: plasma membrane; membrane. Gene Ontology annotation, molecular function: olfactory receptor activity; G protein-coupled receptor activity. The coding region runs from base 1 to 930 and encodes 309 amino acids.